Molecule: messenger RNA, 1283 nt
Organism: Alnus glutinosa
Lineage: Eukaryota; Viridiplantae; Streptophyta; Magnoliopsida; Fagales; Betulaceae
Product: PI-PLC X domain-containing protein At5g67130-like
Exons: 9
Coding region: 65-1138 (357 amino acids)
Biological process (GO): lipid metabolic process
Molecular function (GO): phosphoric diester hydrolase activity
Source: RefSeq, a predicted model, not a curated record
ACUGUCGGUGGGCUUCAAAAAAACUUGUUUUUCUGUCUGUUAUUCAACCCAACACCAGCAAUCAAUGAAGAAAAUAGUCUUCCUUGCCACUCUGUGUGCCGCAGCUUUUCUCUUUGGUUUCGCCGCCGCCGGCAAGGAGGGACAGACAUGUUUCUCGAACAAAGACUGCGAUUCCGGCAUGCACUGCGAGAUUUGCGUCGCAGAUGGCGUACGACCACGUCGUUGUACUAGAACACGACCUACCAGCCCCACUUCUGAGGUGAAAGGGCUACCAUUUAACAGGUACUCUUGGCUCACCACGCACAAUGCGUAUGCAAGGAGAGGGGUGAAGUCGGGGACAGGCUUUGUGAUUCUAGCUCCGACCAACCAGGAGGACUCCAUUACCAGACAGCUCAAUAAUGGGGUUAGAGGGUUGAUGCUGGAUACAUAUGACUUCAACAACGACAUCUGGUUGUGUCACGGCCAGUGCAAUGACUUUACAGCUUUUCAACCAGCCAUUGAUGUUCUGAAAGAGAUUAAAGUAUUUCUUGAAGAAAAGGCAUCGGAGAUCGUCACCAUUAUCCUUGAAGACCAUGUUACAUCACCAAAUGGGCUAACAAAGGUGUUUGACGCUGCUGGCCUAAGGAAAUUCUGGUUUCCAGUAUCUAGAAUGCCCAAAGAUGGUGGAGAUUGGCCGACUGUUGAUGAUAUGCUCCGAAGUAAUCAGCGCUUAGUGGUUUUCACUUCAAACCCAUCUAAGGAGGCCCUUGAAGGCAUUGCUUAUGAGUGGAGCUAUGUGGUCGAAAACCAAUACGGGAAUGGUGGAAUGAUACCUGGGUUUUGUCCGAACCGAUCAGAAUCGUCUCCGAUGAACACAACCAGUAGAUCAUUGGUCUUGGUGAACUAUUUCCAGAGUAGGCCAAAUAUAAUUGAAGCUUGCAAGGAUAAUUCAGCUCUGCUACUUAGCAUGGUGAACACCUGCUAUAAUGCGGCGGGUUUUCGGUGGCCUAACUUCGUUGCUGUUGAUUUCUACAAGAGGAGUGAUGGUGGUGGAGCCCCGGAAGCUGUGGACGUGAUCAAUGGUCAUUUAGUUUGUGGGUGUGGAAAUAUAGCAUAUUGCAAGGCAAAUGUGACUUCAGGAAGAGGAGGCCCUCUCUAGGCUGGUGUUCCCCCGGGCUGAUAUACAUAUAAAAUGUUCAUAAAAUUAAUAUCGAAGAAUUAAGCUUGUUAUGCAUCUAGCUUUACAUAUUAAGUUAUUAACAGAAGACGAGUUCAACGGCUGCGGUUGUUUGGGAUUCUUUAUG